Molecule: messenger RNA, 1042 nt
Organism: Scomber japonicus (chub mackerel)
Lineage: Eukaryota; Metazoa; Chordata; Actinopteri; Scombriformes; Scombridae
Gene: tmem253
Exons: 7
Coding region: 155-787 (210 amino acids)
Cellular component (GO): membrane
Source: RefSeq, a predicted model, not a curated record
CUCAUGCAAACUUUGACCCCACUGAACUGAAUGCACUGAAGAAUAACAGCAGGAGUGAGACAGCGAUCUCAAUGUUUUUUAUUUUAGUUACAUGACAUUCUCUUUUGAUAUGAGGGCCUGUGGAUAAGUUAAAUCGUUACAACCUGUGGGGAAGAUGACGGAGAAUAUGUUCCAGGAGGGGCUAUAUCAGGUGUAUUUUAAGGAGACCCGCCCACUGACCACGGAUACCAAUAAUGAAGCCCUAUGCAAUGUGAGGAUUCAUCGUUGGUUCGGCACUGUGGUUAACACCAGACUUUUAGUCACUGGGGUGGGGCAGAUCCUCAGUGCCUUAGCUUGCAUACUAACCACAGUCACUCAUGCAUGUGUGAGCUACAACUGCGCGGUCUCUAUGACAACACCUGUGUGGUCAAGUCUAUUUUAUGUGGCUGCUGGAUGUCUGACAAUAGAGGUUCAGAGAAAAGCUAAUAAAUUAAAGAUCAUCUCUCUGGUUGGUCUGAACCUCUUUAGUCUACUGUUUGGAUUCUCUGCUAUUCUGGCCAUCAGCCUAAUUUCUGAAAAACCAGCUGCACUAAACACAAACCAACAGCGUGCCGGUUCAAUUGUUGCGAAGGGGAGCUCCAUAGCAUUCACUGCCCUGUGUUUGCUGCUCUCAGUCUACACACUCUUCCUGUCCUGGAGAGGCCUGCGUCGCUACAGUUCUCCCCAUAUUCAAGCAUACAGCCGCAUCUCACAGGAUCCAGAUGACACCAAUGGGCCUCUGCUGGAACAGGUGGAAUAUAGUCUGUGAACCUUAGUAACCUGAAAUAUCUGUUCAGAGUCACUGUACUGUAUACUAUAUACUUGCGGCCUGGAGUAGAGCCACUCGAUGCACUCCUACUUUUGUAAAGUCAGUUACUGUUAUUGACCAAUGUCUGUAUGAACUAUUUUAAAACAUUUUAGGAUAUCACAUGACACGUGACUCAGUAUCACUUCCCCUUUAGGAUUCUCAAAAACUUGAAAUUCACUUACUCACAUAAUGAAGAAUUAUGUCAGCAAAUUGAAC